Acomys russatus (golden spiny mouse) is the source of this 1134-nucleotide messenger RNA. RefSeq names its product family with sequence similarity 170 member A (gene Fam170a). The record is from RefSeq and is a predicted model, not a curated record. Lineage: Eukaryota; Metazoa; Chordata; Mammalia; Rodentia; Muridae. Gene Ontology annotation, biological process: fertilization. Gene Ontology annotation, cellular component: nucleus.
AUGAAACGGCGACAAAAGAGGAAACAUCUGGAAAUUGAAGAGUCUAAGGAAGGAAUUUCAAAGUCACAAGAGGAUGGUCCUCAGCCUGAAUCUACUGGAGGGGCCAAAGCUCCGAGUCCAGGGGUAGGGGAGGCCUCCCCUGCCUCCGAAUACUUCUCCUGUGUUUCUUCUCCACACCAGCUCAUCCAUCAUAGUAAGGGUGCAAGCCGGAAUUUACAAGCCAGUUCCAACCCCAGAUCACCAUUAGAUCAGGUCCCGGAAGGAGAGGCGACUACUGUUCCUUCACAACAUGCCUUGUCAUCCGGUCCAUCUUAUAAGACUUGUGUGUCCUCUCUGUGUAUAAACAAAGAGGGCAGGGGGAUGAAAAUAUAUUACAUGCAGGUGCAAAUGAGAAAAGGUGUGGCUAUCUCCUGGGACACAAAAGAAACUUCGGAGUCCCCAGAAAAGCAGCCAAGGAUGGAAGAAGCCACCCUGCCUGAGGGUGUGUGGGUUGGCACUCCACCCUCUGAUGUGUCCACCAGAAACCUCCUGUCGGACAGCGAACCCAUUGGGGAAGAGAAAGAACAAGAGGAAAAGCCAGAGUCAGACAGCCCGCCAGGGUCACCUAUGGUUGAAGAGAGACCCAGGGCCAGGACACCUGACUGGAUGGUGACCAUGGACAACGGCUUCAGGUGUAUGGGCUGCUGCAGGGUCUUCACCACCUUGGAGAACCUCCAAGAGCACGUGCGGUACGGCAUGAGGGAGGGCUUCAGCUGCUACGUCUUCCAUCUCACCAUGGCUCAGCUGAUUGGCAAUAUGGAAUCAGAGAGCACCCAGGGCAAUGAAGAGGACAACCGCGCGGAAAAAGAGAAGCCUAAGGGAAAGAGUGCCGAGGAGCAGCAGCCCACGGAGGAGGGCGUGGUGAAGAAGCCGUGGAGCCAGUGUCCAGGCUGUGUGUUUGAUUCUCCAAAGGACAGAACAACUGAGAUUCCUGGGCCAGAAGAGCCUGCAAGAUGGGGUGGCCUUCUCUUUGGAGAGGAAGAAGAAGGGACCAUCAAGACAGCAGUGGCAGCACAGAAUGCCAACAGUGUAAAGGAAGACGUAAAGGAAGACGCAAAGGAAGAUGAAAAGUCCAGCACUCCGUCGAACACAUAA